AUGGAUGAUGACAGAAUUAAAGACAUUUAUUCAAUAUUAAAAACCAAAAAUAAAAAAGAAUGGGGAGAAUUAAUGCAACAAUUAACAAAAGAUCAAAAACGAAAAUUAGUAUAUUAUAUCAAAAAAAAAAAUAAAAAAUCACUGAAUAAAAUUAAGAAUAUUAAGAUUGAUAAAAACGUCGAUAAAAACAAAUGCAAGCCUAGCCGUUAUUAUGGACAUGUCCUAAUUGAUUAUUCCAAUGUAAAAUAUGAUCUAAAUUUAAAAAAUUAUAUAGCUAGAAUAUUGCGAAUUUAUAAACUAGAAGAUAAUUUCAAUUUUAUAAAAGGGUUGCAUUUAUAUAUGAAUAUUUUAUGUUAUGUUAUAUUUAAAAAGUUUUCAUAUGAGUAUAAAAAUGAUAAUAAAAAUAAGGAUCUUUUAGUAUUUCUAAAAAAAAUAUUCCCAUUUGAAUUUCAAAAUUUUCAAGACGUAUACAAUAAGAGGUGGAGUAAUGAUUUUACCUCUCCUGAAAAUAUAAUAAAACAACAGGAUAAUGUCGAAAUUGUAAAAGAAGUAUACAAUGUUGAUGAUAACAAAUUAGAGUCAGACGGUAUAAAUAAAAAAGUAAAUAAUACAUUUAAUAUUUCCGAUAAAGGAAAAGAUGAAAAUACACUAAAUCAUGAAAAUAAAUAUGCCAAUACAAGUAACAUAAAAAAUAUUGCUAAUAGCAGCAGUAUUUGUUUGAAUUUAUAUAACAAUAACAAUGUGCUGAAUCAUAAGGAAAAGAAUGGAAUGAAUAUCAGGUGUAUGAGUAAUAAUAUGGAAAAUGUAUUAAUAAAAACAGAAAAGAUAGAUGAUAUUGAUAAUAAUGUUAACCAUCAAAGUGAUGAUGACAAUUGUUAUGAUAGUACUGAACAUAACAUGUCUAUUGGAGAAAAUAAUAAAGAAUAUAAUUUGGAGGAAUUAAAAAAAUCCGUAAAAAAAGAAUUCAUAUAUGAUGAUUAUAUCUUUAAAAAUAAAGAUAUCCAAAAAAUUAUAAAAAACUUAUUUGAUGAGAAAAGAUUUGAUUAUCGUCUUCGUUUCAGAAGUAUAUUAUCACAAACCUUAAAUAAUGAAGAAUAUAAAAAAUAUUGUGAUUUAAGAGAAAAGCUAUUUAAAUAUAAAAAAAAAAAAUUUAUGAAAUGGAUAUCUCAGUUUACUAAAAUUAAUUUAUUAGAUUUAUAUGCAGUAAACUUUUUUAUAUUUUUAUUUUUGGAUCGAUUAUAUUUAAUUAUCGAAACAUAUAUUAGGUUAAAUUAUUGCGGAAAGGAAUACCCUCAUGAGUCUAGUGAUAAUUUUUUAGAAGAUAUAAAUGAAUUUCAAACAUUUAACAAUAUAUUAAAUAUAUUUGGAGAUGCAAAUCCAACAGAACAGGAAAAUACACUAAGAAAUGGUUUUAAUAAUAAUGCAAAAAACGAACAACACAUUCAAAAAUUUAAAGAAACUUACAAUAAUAUAAUUAAGGAAAAAUUUUCAAAUUUUUUUUACUCAAUAGAAUUAAUAUAUAAUGUAGAUGUAUAUAAUUUUAAAAUAAAAAAUAAAAUAAAAUUUGAACAAUUAAUAAAUACUGAUAUAUCUACAUAUAUCAAUGAAACAAAUGUUUAUGAUAUAAUUAAUUACGAUAAAAAUGUAAACUCAGAUCCAUGGAAAGCCUUAGCUAACUUCGCUUUGCUUCACAAUAGGAACCUAAAACUGGAGAAGUUUGACUGUUUUUCGCUCUUUUUAAUCGUACGAUUUAAAUUUUAUCUCGAAGAAUUUAAAGAAAAUGCCAAUAUCGAUUAUAUUUAUAAAACUGUAAAGGAAGAAUUUGAUAAGGUGCAAAAUUAUUUGGAGUCUCAAAAUGGGCUAAAUGAUGUAAGUAAAGAUAUAGAAAAUAAAUUGAGUAUAAAUGAAACUAACGAAGAAAACCAAAAUGAUGAGAAUGAACAUGAUGAAAAUAGUCCUAACGAUUUCGAGAUCAAUCACUUAGUGAAUCUUUACCUUGAUCUCCAAAAGGAGCUAAAAAAGGUAAAUGACUACAUGAAAUUUUAUGGAAAUUUAAUAUCCUUUGUAAAUUUUAUACAAGAAUAUGCCACUAAAUCAGUCAAAAACAUUGUAAAAUCAGAAACAAAUGAAGAGAAAAAAAAAUACUUCGAUUUAUCUUUUUUUUUAAGCACAUAUGUUAAAGAGCAAUUUAAAACAGAAUAA
Molecule: messenger RNA, 2202 nt
Organism: Plasmodium yoelii
Lineage: Eukaryota; Apicomplexa; Aconoidasida; Haemosporida; Plasmodiidae
Product: conserved Plasmodium protein, unknown function
Exons: 5
Coding region: 1-2202 (733 amino acids)
Source: RefSeq, a predicted model, not a curated record